UCCCCCUCCUCUCAGGCGCGUCCGGGCCUGGGAACUGGCUGCGUCCUAUUGGAAGUGCGCGGGGCCGCCCUUUUACUUUCCCCGGUAACUUUGCCGUGGCGUUGCGGCCACCCCGAGGGGACUUUCCUGAAGGUGUUUCGCCGGGGAGGGCCGGUGCCCAGAGGCCGCGGGCCGCCGAAACAUGUCAUGGAGAAGUGGCGGGGACCCGUCCCAAGUGGAGGGACCACGAGGGAGGAGUGGGAAGGCCCUGCGGACCUGUUCAGGGGUGGAGGGGAAGGACCAGCCUCAAGUUAAGGCCGCUGGUAGGUUAGGCGAACCUCUGAGAACAUGCGCUGUUACAGUUAAAAAGCAAAAAACUGCCAGAUAGUUGUACCCAGUUAGCCACCGAUGAGGAAUUAACCGAGAACAGCAUGCCGGAGUGGGAAGAACUCGCGUUACCAACAAGGGAGAGGGUUCGAGGCAGUAAUAAAAGACUAGUGGCCUUGGUGCCCAUGCCCAGUGACCCUCCAUUCAAUACUCGAAGAGCCUAUACCAGUGAGGAUGAAGCCUGGAAGUCAUACUUGGAGAAUCCCCUGACGGCGGCCACCAAGGCCAUGAUGAGCAUUAAUGGUGAUGAGGACAGUGCUGCUGCCCUCGGCCUGCUCUAUGACUAUUACAAGGUUCCUCGAGACAAGAGGCUGCUGUCUGUAAGCAAAGCAAGUGACAGCCAAGAAGACCAGGAGAAAAGAAACUGCCUUGGCACGAGUGAAGCCCAGAGUAAUUUGAGUGGAGGAGAAAACCGAGUGCAAGUCCUAAAGACUGUUCCAGUGAACCUUUCUCUAAAUCAAGAUCACCUGGAGAAUUCCAAGCGGGAACAGUACAGCAUCAGCGUCCCCGAGAGCUCUGCCAUCAUCCCGGUGUCAGGAAUCACUGUGGUGAAAGCUGAAGAUUUCACACCAGUUUUCAUGACCCCACCUGUGCACUAUCCCCGGGGAGAUGGGGAAGAGCAACGAGUGGUUAUCUUUGAACAGACUCAGUAUGACCUGCCCUCGCUGGCCACCCACAGCGCCUAUCUCAAGGAUGACCAGCGCAGCACCCCAGACAGCACGUACAGCGAGAGCUUCAAGGACGCAGCCACAGAGGUGAGUCCCAGGCUACAUUGGCCGGAACCCAAACACAGAGCCCCUAGGCGAGAAGAUGAGAAGAUUGUACCACAGAUCUGUUUGUGGUCGGUUAUUUGUGGGCGAGAAGAUGAGAAGAUUAACAUCAGUGAGCACCAAUCCUUAAUAGUUAUCAUGGACAUAGCCAGAAAAAUAAAGUUUAAAUUUACCCAUUGGAAAAUGAUGGUUCAGUACAUGUCACCGAGUCACUCUUACUCCUUUAAAAGCUUUUUCUUUUUUGAUAUUACAGCUGAUUACAAGGAGAGCUUUAAUACAAUUGGAAACAUUGAAGAGAUUGCAUAUAAUGCUGUUUCCUUUACCUGGGAUGUGAAUGAAGAGGCGAAGAUUUUCAUCACCGUGAAUUGCUUGAGUACAGAUUUCUCCUCCCAAAAAGGGGUGAAAGGACUUCCUUUGAUGAUUCAGAUUGACACAUACAGCUAUAACAAUCGUAGCAAUAAACCUAUUCAUAGAGCUUAUUGCCAGAUCAAGGUCUUCUGUGACAAAGGAGCAGAAAGAAAAAUCCGAGACGAAGAGAGAAAGCAGAACAGGAAGAAAGGGAAAGGCCAGGCUUCCCAAACUCAGUGCAACAGCUCCUCUGAUGGGAAGUUGGCCGCCAUCCCUUUACAGAAGAAGAGUGACAUCACCUACUUCAAAACCAUGCCUGAUCUCCACUCCCAGCCAGUUCUCUUCAUACCUGAUGUUCACUUUGCAAACCUGCAGAGGACCGGACAGGUGUAUUACAACACGGAUGAUGAACGAGAAGGCAGCAGUGUUCUUGUUAAACGGAUGUUCAGGCCCAUGGAAGAGGAGUUUGGUCCAGUGCCUUCUAAGCAGAUGAAAGAAGAAGGGACGAAGCGAGUGCUCUUGUACGUGAGGAAGGAGACCGACGAUGUGUUCGAUGCAUUGAUGCUGAAGUCUCCCACGGUGAAGGGCCUGAUGGAAGCGAUAUCUGAGAAAUAUGGGCUGCCCGUGGAGAAGAUAGCAAAGCUUUACAAGAAAAGCAAAAAAGGCAUCCUGGUGAACAUGGAUGACAACAUCAUUGAGCACUACUCGAAUGAGGACACCUUCAUCCUCAACAUGGAGAGCAUGGUGGAGGGCUUCAAGGUCACGCUCAUGGAAAUCUAGCCCUGGGUUUGGCAUCUCACUUUGGCUGGAGCUCUCAAUGCGUUCCUCCCUGGGAGAGGCAGAGGACCUGGUCCCAGAACCAGGAGACCCAUCUCCCCAAUCUCUCAACUGCUGUUACAAGACUGAGCUGGGGAGUGGGGCAAGGACAGGCCUCACUGUCGGUGUGCUUGGUCCAUCCACCGGCAUCUACCACGGAGCUGAAGCCUGAGCCCCUAGGAAGAUGCCUUCGGCCUGUCGGAUUCCUAUUUAUUGCCCACCUUUUCCUGGAGCCAGGGUCCAGGCCCGCUAGGACGCUGCAGGUCACCGCUAGCUCCAGAUGAGACCGUCCAGCAUUCUCCCUUCAAGAGAAACUCAUCUCCAACAACCUAAAAAAUUUCCAUCCUUUCUUUCUCACCCCUCCACAUCUCCCAAGUGGCUGGACAAAAUGAGCUACUUCUGGGUGCAGUAGUCAUCGGUGGGGUAAGAGGUGGAUGCCCCCUUUCUGGUCAAACACCUUCAGGUUGCUCUGGGGAAGGUUGUCUUGCUAAAUAUCUCCAGGGUUCCCAGCAAGUGGCCACCAGGCCUUGUACAGGAAGACAUUCAGCCACUGUGUAAUUAGUAAGUAACACAGAAAGUCUGCCUGCCUGCAUUGUACAUAGUGUUUAUAAUAUUGUAAUAAUAUAUUUUACCUGUGGUGUGUGGGCAUGUUUACUGCCACUGGCCUAGGAAAAACACAGACCUGGAGACUGUUUUAACGGGGAUUUUUGCCUCUGUGCCUGUUCAGGAGACAUGCAGGGCUAGGGAGAGGGCCUUUGGGAUGUUAAGGUGACUGCAGCUGAUGCCAAGAUGGAUAUGCCGUGGCCAUACCUGGGGCUCGUUCCCUGUCCCCAGGGGAAGCCCCCUCUCCCUCUCCGUGGACAUGACUCUCCUUCAAGGCCACCACGUUUAUCUCACGAUGAUGUGUUUUGCUUGACUCUCUGACUCGUGGGAAAGGUCAUCCUGUCUGAGACCCCAGCUCCUCCUCCAGCUUUGGCUGCGGGCACGGCCUGAGCAUUCUGGAGAGCCUCUGCAGGGGGCCCUGUGAUUGGCCUGCUACAGAGCUGCUCAGCUAUCAUGAGAAUCCUGGACACUGUGCCUGUGCCUCGCAGUUUACAAGCACGUCCUUCAUCUCGAGUGGUCCUUUCAAAGGCCUGCUGCAGCAUGAGAGCUGCGAACAGCUCAGCUCUAAGUCGGCAGGCUGGGUCUUCCUCCUGGGCCACUAGACGGAAAGGAGGGAUGGUUUGCGUCACUCCUGGAUGCUGGGUUUAAGGAAGUGAGUGAGAUAAUGUGCCAAGAGUGCUGGCUCCUGUGAAACCAGCUUCAGGAGGCAAACUAGGAGAGAGUAUUCUCCUGCUACACGCCUGGGAGCUGGAAGAGAAAAACACUCCCCUAAACAAUCACAAAAUGAUGCACCAUCAUGGACCGCUGUUCUCUUUGAGGGGACAGGUUUAGUUUAGGGGUUUGCAUUUACCCUUGUGGGCUGAAGCACUAGCUUUUUGGUAGCUAGACACAUCUUGCACCUAAGGCCCUGGGUCUAGGACAGUUUCUCUAUAAAUGUCCAGAUUAAUUUGGAAAGCACUUUGACUCUUACCUGGAGGCGCCCUCUCUCAGGGCUUCCUGCGCUCCCGCCUCAUCUGCCCUGAGAUGCAGAGCAGGACAGAGGGGCUGCUUCUAGCUCAGCUGUUCCUCCUUGAGGCUGCAGAGGAAUUAAAUGGGACAGAUAGCAGGUGCUGUGCCCAAGAAGAUCUCUGCGGCAGUGAGGGGGCCGGCUCUGUGUGUCCUCUGGGCAUGUUAACACUUCCUGUGGUGCCAAAGGUUUGCAUCGUGGAUCCAGCUGUGCUCCAGUCUGUCCUCUUCUCCUCCACUCUGACUGCCACACCCCAGAUCAACAGCUCGGCGGGGGCCCUCCAGGGUACUAAUGGGGCUCUGUUCUGAGAUGGACAAAUUCAGUGUUGGAAAUACAUGUUGUACUAUGCACUUCCCAUGCUCCUUGGGUUAGGAAUAGUUUGAAACAUGAUUGGCAGACAUAACAAUGGCAAAUACUCGGGCUGGGACAUAGGACUUCGGAGUAGGAAAAAGACAACGAUUUGGUAGUCUGCCACAAGCAACCUACCCUCUCUCUCUAGCCUCUUUAGGAAACAGUUUGCCAGCCCUGCCCUAAGGCAGAAGAUGAAUUGAAGAUGCUUCUGCAUGUUUCCUAAGUCCCUAAGCAAUCAUGGUGGUGACAAUUGCCACAACAAGGGAUACAAGGCCAGUGUCACCAGACAGUGGUGCCAAGUGCCACCUCCCUUCCGAUCCGUUCCCUCUGAAUCCUCAGAUCAUCCCAGCUUGGCUUUGAUGUGUCCUUCGCUGUGUACGUUAGCAGAGCUUUGAUGAGAAAAAUUUCCUGAGCAAAACACUCCAAAGAGAUAGGAACACUUGCCUCCUCUUCUUUUUUGUCCCUUAAAUUAGUCACACUCAAAUAAAUAAGCUUAAAAAAAUCCAUGGAAGAUCAUGGACAUGUGAAAUGAGCAUUUUUCUUUUUUUAAACAAAGUCUGAACAGAACAGGAGUUUUUUCUCAUACAUCUCCAAAUUGUUUAGACUUUAUGAGUGUUUAGAAGUUGGGAUCAACAGAAAAUGCAGUUAGAUGCCAUCUUGGAAUUGGUUUCUAAAAAAGUAAGGCAUGUCGUGGCCCAGAAACUUAGGAGGCGUGAAAUAACUCAAACGUUUAUUUUCCUUCUUAUUUAAAAUCAUGAAAAUGCAACAGAAAUAGAGGGUUUGUGCCAAAUGCUAUGAACGGCCCUUUCUUAAAGACAAGCAAGGGAGAUUGAUAUAUGUACAGUUUGCUCUCAUGUUAAAAAAAAAAAAAAAAAAGAAAGAAAAAAAAAGGUAAAUGUAACUUAAUAGUUUUGUAAAUGGGAGAGGGGGAAUCUAUAUAAAUACAGUUAUUUUAUUUUUUGUACAUUUUUAAGAAGAAAAAAAUAAAUAUUCAUAACAGAGUAAAA
Molecule: messenger RNA, 5267 nt
Organism: Sapajus apella (tufted capuchin)
Lineage: Eukaryota; Metazoa; Chordata; Mammalia; Primates; Cebidae
Gene: GRHL2
Product: grainyhead like transcription factor 2
Exons: 14
Coding region: 411-2264 (617 amino acids)
Biological process (GO): neural tube development; regulation of transcription by RNA polymerase II; brain development
Cellular component (GO): nucleus
Molecular function (GO): RNA polymerase II cis-regulatory region sequence-specific DNA binding; DNA-binding transcription activator activity, RNA polymerase II-specific
Source: RefSeq, a predicted model, not a curated record